Messenger RNA from Salvia hispanica, 2291 nucleotides. RefSeq names its product centromere protein C-like. NCBI's taxonomy places the organism in Eukaryota, Viridiplantae, Streptophyta, Magnoliopsida, Lamiales, Lamiaceae. The record is from RefSeq and is a predicted model, not a curated record. Gene Ontology annotation, molecular function: centromeric DNA binding. Gene Ontology annotation, cellular component: kinetochore. Gene Ontology annotation, biological process: spindle attachment to meiosis I kinetochore; attachment of mitotic spindle microtubules to kinetochore; kinetochore assembly.
UUCUCAACCACCGUAAAUCCAACGUUCUCUCUCACACACACAACACGCGGGCCAAUGCUGAAGGAGGAGGCGGCGGCCGGCUCAGUCGACCCACUAAGAGGUCUCAGAGGGCUCUCACUCUUCCCGCGCACGAUUAGGGCGUCAGCGGAAGCUCCGGUGCCCUCCGACCUAGAUUCCAUCCACAAUACCAUGAAAUCUCUGAAAGAGUUAAGGAGUCUCGCUGAAAAUGUGGAUGUCACUAAUGACAUUGCGGAAAAAGCUAAGGAUAGGCCACAAGAGCGAAGACCAGGUCUUGGACUUCCCCGUAAGAAGGCUUCAUUUUCUCUGAAACCAAGUAUUAGUCACCCUCCAGUCAAUUUGGAGCCAACUUUAAACAUUGAUCACCUCCAAGAUCCAGAUGCCUUUUUUGAUGCUUAUGAGAGGACUGAAAAUGCCAAAAAAGAGAUGCAAAAACAACUAGGUGUUAGUAUGGACAAUAUAGACCUUUAUAAACCAUCAAAUCAUAAGCGCCGUCGUCGUCCGGGAAUUUUAGGGAAGUCAUAUAAUUACAAGCACCGUUACUCCUCAACGCCUUCUGAAAAUGAUGACAUGUGGAUGUCCUCCCAAGAGACAGUGUCUCAGGACAUUCCAAGUCCGCCUAAAGAUGUGUUACAGAAGUUAAUUAACCCUGAUCCUAAUGUUUGUGACGUGGAAGAAGUUGACUUGGCUGAAUCUAUGAAUAAAACAGAGGAUCGAGACAAUGAUAUGUUGGAGGAACUGUUGUCCUGUAAUGAUGAUGAUUUGGAAGGUGAGGGAGCCUUGAAUAUCUUGCAGGAGCGGUUGAAGAUCAAACCUCUUGAUAUGGAGAAGCUGUACUGCUUGACUGAACUUCCUGAUGUUGGAAGGACUAAUGUUUUAACCUCACCAGGAAGUUAUCAAAGGCAGCACAGGAGUUCACUGGUUUUAGAUAGUGUGCUGACAAGUUUGAAUAAGAAACCUCGUAUGGAACAAGAACUUGUGGAAAGUCCAGCUAAUUCUGUAUCUUCACCAACUCCUCCGAGAAAUCCGUUUGGAUCCUUAUCUUUAUUGAAAAAGAAGAUUUUUCAGCCUAACCCUCUCAGAGAUCCAUUUUCACCACAGGACAUUGAUCUUUGUCCGCACCCAAAUUCUUCUCCUGCCGACCCCAAGGAUAACCUACUUGGACAGGUCGAUAUCCGAAACGAUUUAGGACAUGAGUUGGAAUCACAUGUAGAGUUUGGUCGUACUGAAUCUGCAAUACCUGAUAUAAAUUCUCAACAAGGAAAUCAAAAUGCUGGUUGUCUGCUGGAACAGUCUCUAAGUGAAAAUGAAAGCAUGCAAAGAGAAAGUGGCAGUACUAGGGAACAAGCUUCUCCUGCCCAACUCAGGGAUAAGAUAGUUGGACUGGCUGAUGCUGUUUCUGCACAGGCCAGGGAUAAGGUAGUUGGGCAGGCUGAUGUGCCUAAGGAGUUGGACAUGUUUAGUGAGAUGGAGUCAAAUGUAGAGUUUAAUAGCAAAAAUUUACCAGUUUGUAAUUUGGAUAAACAUCAAGUAAAUGAAAAUACUGAUGGUCCUCCUGAGCAGCUUGGAGAUGAGAAUGCAAGCAUACCAAGCAUGGAUGCCAAUAGUAGGCAAAAUGAAGAACCAAAUAAAAACAUUGGAGACUCUAUGAACACUAAUAAGAAUGAAUCAGAUCCUUCUGUAGAUGAUAAGGAAGGCAGGGGUGAUGCAUCCACCAGAGAAAAAAUUAUUCCAGAGCAACAAGAGGUGCGAGCUGCCAAGCUGAAAAGAGGAAAACGUAUUAGAGAUGCACAUCCCAUGAGGAAAAGUCUUGCAGAAGCUGGCACAUCAUUCGAAACUGGAGUUAGAAGAAGCAAAAGAGUUAGGAUGAGACCACUAGAAUACUGGAAAGGAGAGAGAUUCUUAUACGAACGAGUUGAAGACGGCUUGGAGUUGAUCGGCCUAAAAUACAUCUCUCCUGGAAAGGGUAACGAUAGCCUGAAAGUGAAGCCGUAUAUCUUGUCGGAUAAAUACAAGGAUAUUCUUGAUCUGGCAGCUCGCCAUUGAGUACGUGUACAUGUGAUCAUUUUGUUGAGGUUUGAUACAUUGGUAGGCUCUAUCCCCUUACGUACAUAUGAAACUUUAGAUCUUUUCUUGUAAUCAAAGCAGGGAGGGAUUGUGAAGAGAUCUCCAUCAAUCCUAUUGAUGAGACUAGUGUAGUGUUUAAAAACAAGAAGAAAAAAAUAUUUCAAUAAAAAUGCCACGAAUUUUCAGUUUGUGGUAUGUAUCUACAA